Molecule: messenger RNA, 1710 nt
Organism: Brettanomyces bruxellensis
Lineage: Eukaryota; Fungi; Ascomycota; Pichiomycetes; Pichiales; Pichiaceae
Exons: 2
Coding region: 1-1710 (569 amino acids)
Biological process (GO): post-transcriptional regulation of gene expression
Cellular component (GO): cytoplasm
Molecular function (GO): mRNA binding
Source: RefSeq, a predicted model, not a curated record
AUGUUUGACGAAAUUUACUUUGAAUUUGACGACGUAGAGGAGAACCCCGCAUACUCGUUCACAAACGAGGCGGUCGCAUGCGGCCUGUUUGCGCACCGCAGGCAGCAGAGCUCGGCGGCCUCGUCGCUGGCGUCCUCACUUUUUCCGGUGACAUCCGCAUCCAGUUCUGUUACGACACUCACCGGGCGAACUCCGCGCGCGAGCUUUUCCGAAGACGUGCCCUGCGGGGCGGCCCCCGCGGUGAAUUUUUCCGACGACUACAUCCUUAACGGCAUGGACUCGGCGCUGGACGGAGGUCGCGCUGCUCACUACUUCCCGCGCAACUACAGCGCAUCCGUCUCUUCCGCAUCCCCGAAAGCGGGUUCGUUCACUUUUUCCGGCCGCGGCGGCUCGCUGCCCGCCACCCCAUACCAGCGCUACUCGAGCGGCUCGGCCGCAUACAAGCGCCACUCGUCUGCGCUCUCCUUGCCAGACGGUUCGGCGGCCGCAUUCGCUGCGCUACAGUCCAGAAACAGGCAUCCAUCGCUGACGUCCAUACCACAGUUUCAGUCUGGUCAGGGCGUGGAGGUGGGACCCUCGCGCAGGCGGCUGUUCUCGUUUCCGCAAGCGCGCAGUGAGGGGGCGCCAAAGGGUGCGCUUGAGGACGAUUUCUUGUCGGUGCUCACACCAAAGUUCGAGCAGAUGAGCAUUACUGGACAGAAAAACAAAGAAAAACAGCCAAAGAUCGCCGAGAUGAACGUGCUAGAGCUUGCGCGCGACCAGUGCGGGUGCAGGUACCUCCAGCGCAAGCUUGAUGAGGGCACUGCGGACAACUUUGCGCAGAUCUUCGGCCCCGUGUGCGCGCAUGCGGCGGAGCUCAUGAUGGAUCCAUUUGGAAACUACCUAAUGCAGAAAGUGAUGGGCUGCUGCACGGUGGAGCAGCUGGAUGCGGUGCUGAUAAGCGCCGGGCCUGCGCUAUGUGCAGUUGCGGUGGACCAGCACGGAACGCGCGCACUGCAGAAACUGAUCGAGCGCAUCAGCACGCGUAAGCAGCGCAUGCUGCUCAAGCGAUACCUGGCGCCGUACGUGGUGGCGCUUAUCGGCGACCUCAACGGCAAUCACGUGAUCCAGAAGUGCGUCCAGCGCUUCCGCGACUCGGACCUCCAGUUCAUCGUCGACCAGAUUUCCGCAAACAUAGUCCCCGUCUCGACCCACAAACACGGAUGCUGUGUUUUGCAAAAACUUUUGAACAAAUGCAACAUGCAGCAAAUCGAGCAGCUGGGUGCGCAGAUUGUCCAGCACAGCCUGGCGCUCAUGGAAGACCAGUAUGCGAAUUACGUGGUGCAGUAUCUGGCAAGCAUGGAGAUCGACAGCCUAAAUGCGCAGCUCUUGGCAACGGUUGCGCCCUGCGUGCGCCAGCUCUCCUGCCAGAAGUUUUCGUCCAAUGUGGUCGAGAAGUGUCUUCGGAUUCGCUCAUAUCGUGUUUUUUCGCAGUUUGUCAGUCGGCUUCUUGACGAAAUCUUGCUUCCGGAUGUUCUUCCGGUGCUUAUCCGGGACCAAUACGGCAACUAUGUAGUGCAGACGGCCAUGGAAGUGUCUUCUGCAGAAUAUAAGUUGCGUUUUGCGCGGGAAUUGGCACCUUUACUUCCGGAAAUACGCUUUGCCUCGUUUGGAAAGCGAAUCCACAACAAGGUGGGUGCGAUAUUGCAGCAGGCAAAUCGGCUGAAAUAG